UAAAAAAUUGACGAUUUCAAGCGGCGUGUGUGUGUGUGUGUUGGCCACGCGGUCUUGCUGCUGCUGCUGUUGUCGUGUGGGAACUGCACCCAUGCUGCAGGAGCUGCCCCCAGAGGUGCAGGCGAGGUUGCGCUCAGGAGUGGCCCUAAGCACGGCCAGUCAGUGUGUGGAGGAGCUGCUGCUCAACAGCCUGGACGCGGGUGCCAGCUGCGUGGCGGCACGGCUCCACAUGGAAGACUUCCGCUUCCAGGUGGUUGACAAUGGCAAUGGAAUUACCAGUAAUGAUCUUGAGGUAUUAGGAAAUCGCUACUUUACAAGCAAGUGCCACGAAAUACAAGAUCUUGAGAACCUCCGCUAUUAUGGAUACAGGGGCGAGGCCCUUGCUAGCAUUGCAAGUGUAUCGAGUGUUGUUGAGAUUACUUCCAGAGCAACAUCUUCCUCAAGAACUUACACCAAAGUCAUUCAGGACAUGCAGUCGGUGAUUGUUCAUGAAGCGGAAAAAAUCAGACCAAGCCAUGGAACGACAGUUACUGUACACAAUUUCUUCUAUAACCUGCCAGUUAGAAGGAAGUGCAUUCCACCAAUAUUGGAAUAUGAAAAGAUUCGUCAGAAAAUAGAGGCAAUAGCUCUGGUUCAUCAUCAAGUUUCGUUCACAUUGAAAAACGAAAACACUGGCACUGUUUCUGUUCAGUGCCAGCGUACUAACAGCAUGCUUUCCCGCUUUGGACAGAUAUUUGGGCAGACCAAGGCACAAAGACUCUCAGAGAUAAACUACCAGUCUGAAAAAAUUCAGAUCGCUGGAUAUAUUGGUCGAGAAGGCCAUCACAACAAGAACCUGCAGUUCAUAUAUGUCAAUGGAAGGCUUGUGCUCAAAACAAAACUGCACAAACUUGUUAACAUCUUGAUAAAGAAGUUGAGCAUUAUUUGCAAGCAGAAAAUCUGCCAAAAAUGGGCAUGGAAAGACCCUCUUAUAAGCCCAAGCAAGAAGGAAGGUAGUCUGCGAAAUUCAGAGCUUCAUGGGAUUUUUGUAUUGAAUAUAACUUGUCCCUUGUCUGACUAUGACAUCUGCUUGGACCCUAUGAAAACAUUAAUUGAGUUCCAAGAUUGGGAAAAUGUUUUGGGCUGUGUGGAAACGUCAGUGAAGGAAUUUCUUGAGAGGGAAAAUCUUUCCGCUCGGGAAGAUAUCUCGAGAGAAGACAUUAAGCAAGAGUUGCUGGAUAACGACUUUAUCAUAGGCCAUUCUUGCACAAAAAAUUCAACGGAAGAUGCCAAAGAGUUUGGUGUUCUCGGAGAAUCUCCAGCUAGACCAAGCUUUGCUUCUCUUGAGAUCUAUGGCCCUGAACUUCAGUCACACAGUGUGAAAAGGAAAUGCACAUUUGUUAGUGAAGUACCAAGUAAUUGUCAAGAAACAGUGGUGGACUUUAACAUGGACAAUUUCAAGCAGACAGAGGUGGAAACUGCAGCAGAGCAAGUACCAACAACUGAUAAAAACAUUAACAGUAAAAUAAACGCACCUGCCGAAAGAGACAUAUUUGUAGAUGAGGAGUCCAACCACGAUUCACCUGACAGAGAAAGCUUAGGUGAAACGAGCACAGGAAACAGUGGCAGUGUAAUAUUGGAAUCAACAAGCAAUUUGCCUACUGAUAACACAGUGGAUGAAGAUAAUGUGAUUUGUGAUGAUCAAGGGAGUGUUGGAAUUUCUUUAUCUAGUUCCAAUACAGAUGCCAUUGUCUGUAGUGUCAUACUUGACAAGUCUUCUGAACAUACAAAUAGUGAAUCAUCCAUUGCAGACAUUGCAACGCCGAAUAAUGUUGAAGGGUUUAAUCAUUUAUUGGAUAUUGACAAUGAAACUUGUAUUGGCACAUGCAGUUGCAUGAAUAAAACAUGGGCACAUCAACUUUGUAAGCAGAAAAGACAUCUGGACGCUGAACAUUUUUCUGUGAAAGACACUGCUUCCCAUAACCAUACUUUACAAUUAUGUGGUGUACAACAGCAUAUUAGCACUACCAUACCUGAAGAAUCCAAGUUUGACCCUAUUUGUAGUACCGGAAAGCAAUCGGACAUUUCAAAUCCUGGUUUUCAUCAAGAGAGAAGUACUCAUUUUAAUUCUGCUCAAUGGGGUCCUAAGUCUACACAGGAUAUAAAUAUGGAUUGUUGUGACUUGCCAAGAAGUGAAAUGCUGCACCGUUUUGAAGGAAAUAAGGCAAAACAAGUUUGUCGAAACAACUUACAGGCACACAUGAAAUCAAACGAUUCUACUGAUGGAUGUCAUACUACAAACAUUUGUCAUCAAUUACAUUUAAAACCAUUGAGACCAGGAAAUGCUUGGGAAAUUUUAAAAGCAAACACUGAAAGGAUGGAUGGUGGUCAAAAUGUAGCCGAUCAUGAGGCCAGUGGUGGCGAACUCAAUUGCAUCAGUAGAAGUUGGAAGGAAAUCAGACUCUGUCCAAAGAAACCAUGUGUGAAUCAUAGCCUCUCUCAGCCCACUUCAGAGAGUCUAAAACGAAGGCUCACGGAAGAUAUUCGAAUUGACGGUGAUAUGCGCCGACAGUGCUUUCAAACGGCUGUCGGCAAGCUGCACACUGACUACUUUGACAAAUAUAGGCUGGCUUUGCCCUUUCCACCGAGCAGCACAGUUAAAAAACCAAGUUAUCCCGUCAACAUUUCUUCUAUAACAAACUCUUUGGGAAAGUUCAGAAGAACUUCGGAUGCAAAGUGUGCUACACAGAUUGCGCUUUCUGAAAAUAAAAUGGGCAGUUCCGAGCAUGAAAAUGCUAACAGAGGUUCGGCUAUUUCACACCCUUUGUUUCCACCACUGAGUAAGAACAUUGCUGAAGGUUCUGAUAAUCCUGACACCUUGGCAAAUAAAAUAAAACCAAUAUCAAUUAAAUGUCAGCAAUUUUUGUCAGCAAAAAGUUCCCACAUUUCAUCCAGGGUAUUGGCGUUACAUUCCAGUGAUGCCAAAACAGAAAGAACGUUUUUGCAUCACAAUAGCUUUUCUGAAAUUGCCGCAAAGGAACACAUUAAAGACAGUAGAGAUUUGAAUCUAGCAAAAUAUUUUGAAAAGAAUACAGUAACAAAUAACACAUCUUCAAUAAGUUUGUCAAAAAAGCUUUCAAAGUUAAAAGGCUGUACUCAUCCCAAAGAGCAUAGACCCAUUUCAAAUUCUUCAGCAGGUAUACAUUCACUUGAGAAGAUUAAUUUAUCAGAAGAUGUUAAAAAGAAACACAUUAUUCAGGUUCACUGCAGUGAAACAACUCGUAGUGUGAUUCAAAUCCACGGUGAAAAGGAACAAAAAGAGGAAAAAGUAAUCAUGGAAAACACUGACACCACAGCACCUGCCAUGUCCUUGACAAAACACUGCCAUGUGCCUUUAAAGGAUUGCAUGGCAGACUAUUUAGGUUAUUCUAAACAUGUUGAUGUGGCUGAUAAAGGUGAUAUACAACCCUUUGACAAUCAAGUAUGCAAACAGUCUUGUAGUGAAGAAUGUAUAAUUGAUUCUGUUCAAGGGUGUAUCGUUCAGCCUACCAUCUCAGAGACUGUAAACAUUUGUGAAAGUGCAGAACGUGAGAAAACUGCUGCGUUGGAAGAUGAAGGAACUGUAAACAAUCACAGAAUCAAAAACGUGAACACAGAGGUCACCGGAGACAAUUUGAAUCGUGAAAACAAAAAAACGGAAAUUGGAUCAUCUUCAUCUGGUGCGCAAAUCAAAUCCGAUUGGGUGAGCCAUUACGAUAGUUUGUUGGAAAAAAGGGUCUACGUGAAUUUAAAAACAGGAUUAAGCAGCUACAAGCCGCCACCUUCAGCUGAUCUUCAGGUUGCAUGCGUCCAAGGAUUCUGCACCAUGAAUGUUUUAGUCGUCAACUCAUCUGGGCGUUCAUCCAGCUGUCAGCCAUUUAUCACCGACUGCGCGCAGCCGUUUCUACCGCGGCCCAAGGAGAAACGGUUACGCAACUUUGGCAAAAAUCACACUGGCGGAAACGGGUCUGACUCUACUUUAACGGAGGAAUGGAAACGGCACGUGGCAGACUGUAACGCUGAGGUCGGCAGCAAGUGGAAGGAAGGAGAAACAAAACAUGGUGACGAUUCCAGCAUAAAUUCAGUUAAAGCCUUGUUUUCCGAAUGGGAAAAUCCAGUGUUUUAUCGACCUCCAGAAGUAGCAGUGGAUACUAUUGCAAAUUCAAUGAAUGCAAAGGCUGUCAAAGUUCAUAAUAUUCUGAACCCAUUCAAGUUUACAAAAGACAUGUUUGCCUCUCUGCAGGUGAUUCAGCAAGUUGACAAGAAGUUUAUUGUCUGUCUCUGUACCGAUAAGGGACCUGAAAGACAAAAAGAUCUGAAUAUUCUCAUUCUGGUGGAUCAGCAUGCGGCCCAUGAGAGAGUACGACUAGAGCAACUGACAGCUGAACUCUUUGAAGUGCCUGAGGAUUCUGCUGAUGUUGGAAAAAGAGUGAUGAGAACAUCACUGGUUGUGCCUCCCAUGGCAUUAGAGUUUAAUUGUCACGAGAUCAACCUCAUAAGGUCAUACCAAGGGCACUUGGAGAGGCAUGGGCUGCAGUUGGCUUUCCCAGCUGAGGCCGCCGUGGUGCAUGUGACCGGAGUGCCAGUGUGCCUGGUGGAGCGUGAGACUGGAGAGGCUCGUCGUGGCCGGCCACCCAUCACGUGCACCAUUCUCGAGGAGCUGAUUAGAGAAGAACUUGAGCUGCUGCAGCAGACUGGAGGUGCCGGGGGAACGUUGCCUCGAGCCAUUGUCAGGAUUCUCAACUCCCAGGCCUGUCAUGGUGCUGUGAAGUUUGGGGACAAGCUCUCCUGGGAUGAGUGUGCAAGUUUGAUGCGUGAUCUAGCCAAGUGUCAGCUGCCCUUUCAGUGUGCCCAUGGACGUCCAGCCAUGAUGCCCUUAGCCAAUCUUCACCAUCUGCCUGUAGUGUGCAACAUGCAGAAGCCGUGCAAGCCAAAUCUAUCAGGACUGAGAAAACAGAUUGGAUUACCAAAGAGUGUCGAGACGAAAGACUAAAUUUCAUUAUUUGCAUAAUGAGAUAUCGAUCAUUUGUAUGAAAGCAGCACUUUUGUGUGUUAUUUUUGGUAUUUGUGGGAAUACAGUGCAAUACAGUAUUAUAUUAAGAUUAAAGAAUGGAAAAGAUAUAUUCAUUUAGAGAAAAGCACUUGUUGAUAUUUAGUGGUAUGAAUUGGAUUAUGUAAAUACUGUCUGCAAUUAUUACUUUCUAAUUUUAAAGAAUGUAUAUUUCCAGUGAUUGAAUAUUUAUAUUUUGCUUUUUUAUUAUAAAACUAAUUUAAAAUAACCCGAGUAGCUAGUACUAUUUGCUGAACUCAUGGAGUGUUGAGAAUAAGUUUUUGGAAAGGUAAUGUUUUCACUGUCAUAAGUUAUACCUCCAAUAAAAAAAAAUACUUUCAUAUUGUGCGUAUUUACAGUAUACACUUCCAUGUACUUAUAAUCUUUUGUUGACGAGUUGUGUUAAGGGUUAUUUUGUUUUUUGUAGUUUUAUUGCACAUACAAUGUAAAAAAAAUAAUUCAAAACAUGGUACAUGUGAGCCGUUUCAGGUAUAUUGAAAAUUAGUUAUGAAACACAUUUCACCAACUCUCCAAAAACCCUUGUACAGUAUUUUGUCAUCAUUGAAUCAGGAUUCACAUUUUUCUACCAGAAUUUAACUCUGCAACGUUGACGUUCGACCUGGAAAUGUCAUCCUUGUUUUGAUACGAGCGUUUCUACUGUAUACAUAAACUUUGUGUGUUUGUGUACCACAAGAGUUCAAAUAAAAUUGCGUCAAAA
Messenger RNA from Lethenteron reissneri (Far Eastern brook lamprey), 5786 nucleotides. It is a transcript of the gene MLH3, whose product is annotated as mutL homolog 3. Lineage: Eukaryota; Metazoa; Chordata; Hyperoartia; Petromyzontiformes; Petromyzontidae. Gene Ontology annotation, cellular component: mismatch repair complex. Gene Ontology annotation, molecular function: ATP hydrolysis activity; mismatched DNA binding; ATP binding. The record is from RefSeq and is a predicted model, not a curated record. Gene Ontology annotation, biological process: mismatch repair.